AUGUUAUCCGACCUCGCCGACGAUCUCAUCCGCCACAUCAUCGAUAAGGCAGGCCUGUCCGAAGCGGCCAAGUUAAAGGCUGCAAGCCGCCAAAUGCGCCGCCUUGCGAGCAAGUGUGUCGAGCGUCGCCUCAAGCGCCACCGCACCGCCCUCAAGACUCUUGCGACGAAGCUCAGCGAGGAGGCGUCGACGAUGAUCAAGGAGACGCUUGGUCACUGCAAGUGGCCGACAGUGCUUGAUCUAAGUGAUAUGAAGUAUAGCAGCAUUGCCGAUCUAAGUGGUAUGGAGUAUAGCAGCUUUACCGACGUCGCUGCAAUUGCCGACACGCUCACGGGCAACGAGGUGCUGACCGACCUGAAUCUGUCGGGCAACAACAUCGGCGGCGGGACCGGCUGGAUCAAGGCGAGCGAGGUUAAGGGCGAGUCAAAGGAGGUCGGGGCUAAGGGGGUGGACUACGACGGCGAGCUGAAGCUGGUCAAUGUAGUGCAGACGGGCGUACUCGCGAUCGCCGACGCCCUCAAGGGCAACGGGGUGCUGACCACCCUCGCGCUCCCGGACAACAACAUCGGCCCCGGAGGCGCCGCCGCGAUCGCCGAGGCGCUGCGCGGUAACGUGGUGCUGACCUCCUUGGACGUGGGUGGCAACGACCUCACCGAGGAGGCAGCCCUCAGCAUCGUCCGCGUCGAGCGGCAGCGCAACAAGCUGACCUCCCUGGGCUUGGCUCACUGCAGCAUCGGCCCGACUGGCGCGGCAGAGAUCGCCGACUACGUGUCGGGCAGCAGGGUCCUGACCGAGCUCAACCUCGACAACAACAACAUCCGCGAUGAGAGCGCCGCCGCAAUCGCCGAGGCGCUGCGCGGCAACAGGGUGCUGAAAGAUCUCUCGAUUGCCUACAAAAAUUAA
Emiliania huxleyi CCMP1516 is the source of this 903-nucleotide messenger RNA. RefSeq lists its product as hypothetical. The transcript has 2 exons. Gene Ontology annotation, molecular function: protein binding. The record is from RefSeq and is a predicted model, not a curated record. Bases 1 to 903 code for a protein of 300 amino acids. Lineage: Eukaryota; Haptophyta; Isochrysidales; Noelaerhabdaceae.